AUAAAAGAAUGGCAAACUGCUUUUUAGCACAGAACUUUAUUACACUUUCAGAUCUGCGACCAAAUCUAGCCCGUCCUAGUAUAAUCGGUAUGGUUAUUGGGAAAACAGAUGUCAAAGGCUUUCCAGACAGAAAAAAUAUUGGAUCAGAAAGGUACACUUUUAACUUCACCAUUCGAGAUUCACCAACUUAUUUUAUAAAUGUAACAUCCUGGGGAAAGGAAAAUUAUAUCAAAUCACUUUCCAGAAGCUUUAGAGUAGGUGACAGUGUGAUAAUUGAAAAUCCAUUAGUGCAGACAAAGGAAAUAGAAAAAGAAGAAAAAUUCAAUCCUACAACUCCAAGCUCCUAUAAACUAUUGCUCAGUGAGAAUCAUUCUGUGGUCAGAGUUUGCUCCAGCUAUCAAGUGGACAUUAAGUUGCUUUCCCUGUUGCAUUUACCAAUAAGAAAUCCUCAGGAUUACUAUUCACUAGGUGAUAUUGUUGCAAAUGGUCAGAACCUUGAUGGAAAAAUUAUUAAUGUGCUUGCAAUAGUAAGAUCGAUCGGAGAGCCAAAAUAUUUUACAACCUCUGACAGAAGAAAGGGUCAAAGGUGUGAAGUAAAGCUAUAUGAUGAAACAGAGUCUUCUUUUGCAAUGCUAUGUUGGGAUAAUGAAUCUAUUCUACUUGUACAGAAUUGGAUACCACGAGAAACAGUAAUAUUUGCUGCAGACUUAAGAAUAAAUUUUGAUAAAUUUCGAAACUCUAUGAUUGCAACUGUCAUCUCAAAAACCAUUAUUACAGCUAAUCCAGACACACCAGAAGCUAAUAUCCUAUCAAAUUUUGCAAGAGAAAAUGCAGAAGCAACAGCUCUAGAUGAUGAGAUUGAGGCUCAAUUAAAAGAAUCUAUAAAUUUACAGACAAUAGUUGAUGUUUAUACAGUAGAACAAUUAAAGGCAGUAGCCUUGAAGAAUGAGGGAAAAACUUACCCCUUUUAUGGAAUUCUUUAUGCUUACAUUUCUACACUGAACAUUGAUAAUGAAAUUGUGAAAGUAGCACGAAACAGAUGUUCAGGCUGUGGUUAUUUUGUUAGUGAAGCAUCUAACAUUUGUAUAUCUCCAUUCUGCAACAAAAAUUCUUCAGGACAUAAAUCUGUAUUUCUCAGCUUUGAUUUGCUGAUUGAUCUCACUGAUCAUACAGGCACUCUCCAAUCCUGUAACCUUACAGGAACUGUUGCUGAGGAAACUCUGGGAUUCACGGUACAUGAAUUUCUUGCACUAACAGAAGAACAGAAAACAACAAUAAAAUGGCAAUUUCUCUUGGAAAGAAGCAAAAUUUAUUUAAAAUUUGUAUUAUCACCCAAAGCAAGAAGUGGAUUGAAAAUUAAUGUGCUUUCAUGCAAGCUCGCUGAUCCUGUUGAAGCCAGUAGAAUAUUAUCUGGAAAUAGUAAUAAAUUUGAAAAUCUGAAAAGCCACUAGAAGUUUCAAGUACUUUGAAAAAAGAAUAUGUUUUUUAAAAAGUGAAAAUAUUUAAAUGGUACUUUAUUCAAAUAUUGUAUCUUGUUGUUGCAUUAAAUUCUUAUAAUAUUUUCUCCUUGUAGAUUAAACAACUAUUUAAGAUCAAUCUUUAUAGGGUUGGACAGAGAGUUGAAGGAAAAUAGCCACUGAGCUCACAUUUUCUAAGACUCUAAUUACUGGAUUAGUACAAUUUUUUUUUUUGGCAAAAAAUUUUUUUUCACUAAAUUGGAACAUGAUUCGUCAAGACUAA
This is a messenger RNA of Antechinus flavipes (yellow-footed antechinus), 1740 nucleotides long. RefSeq names its product meiosis specific with OB-fold (gene MEIOB). Gene Ontology annotation, molecular function: single-stranded DNA binding; single-stranded DNA 3'-5' DNA exonuclease activity. Bases 9 to 1451 code for a protein of 480 amino acids. The record is from RefSeq and is a predicted model, not a curated record. Gene Ontology annotation, biological process: resolution of meiotic recombination intermediates. The transcript has 13 exons. NCBI's taxonomy places the organism in Eukaryota, Metazoa, Chordata, Mammalia, Dasyuromorphia, Dasyuridae.